Populus trichocarpa (black cottonwood) is the source of this 4408-nucleotide messenger RNA. Its product is annotated as probable ubiquitin-conjugating enzyme E2 24. The transcript is spliced from 9 exons. The coding region runs from base 1339 to 4113 and encodes 924 amino acids. The record is from RefSeq and is a predicted model, not a curated record. NCBI's taxonomy places the organism in Eukaryota, Viridiplantae, Streptophyta, Magnoliopsida, Malpighiales, Salicaceae.
AUUGGAUGUGACUGCAAGUUUAAGCACUCAAAACAACCUCCAAAGUCUUAGAUUUUAGAGAGAGAGAGACAUACCAAAACAGCCUUAAACACAUACCUAACUAAACUCUAGAGAGAGAAAGAAACUGACCCCUUGUUUUUUUUUUUUUUUUCCUGACUGUGUCUGUGUCUUUGUGCAAUGUUCUCCUCUUCCGUUCAUGCCUUGAUGUGUGGGGUUCAGAGAGGACAUCCUUAUUGACCUCUCUGAAUUCCCAGUCACAUAAGCCUUCUGUUUUUCUUUUCUUGGCCAAGAAAGUGCGAGGAAAGUCUGAAGAAUUUUGUCUUUAUUGCCAAGUUAUGAAUUCGGUUGAGUUCUUUUGAUUGGCUCAUGUAGUACCUUGUAUGGUUUUCUUGGUGGUGGUGGACUGUUGGUCAUAGUUUGUACAUAUGGCUCCUGUGAUGUAUAGAAGCUUUAAAUGGUUGCAUGGACACACUAAACUAGAUGCAAAAGGACUUACUUUUGGCAACUAAUGCUGGCUAUGAGACGGUUCUGUUUAAGGCAUCAUUGAGCACAGAAUCAAGUUUCCAUGAAUCAAGUUAAGCUGCAAGAAGUGUGUCUGGAUGACCUGGUUUUACAUUUUAUUCUGUUUAGCCGACUGCUUUCCAUGAGGUUUUGGCAAUUGGCACUGGACCAACCUGGCAGAAAGUUUGGCUUCUAGCAGGGCAAAUCUUCUUUGGCGAUAUAAAUUCCUUUUUAAGAGUUGAUAGUAAUAAUUAGACGUUAAGAGUAAGUUCUUUAGGGCAAAUCUCCUUUGGCAAAGUUACUGAAGUUCCCUCCCUAUAAAGGGCAGAUCUUCUUUGGCAUUAAAUUAUUUUCUCUCUGUUGAGCUUCACUCCGAUCUGCAACAGUUGUGGCUCAUCAAUUUAUCAGCUGUGCAGUACAAUCUUCUUUGGAAGUUUCUUCUUGCAGAAGCUUCAGUCCAUUUGUUGGGCAAAUCUCCUUUGGCAUUUGGAGUCCUUGUUGACUCCUGUUAUCCCUUUAGGGCAAAUCUCCUUUGGCAUUAGGAAGUCCUUAGUUGGCUUCCUGUUAUCCCUUUAAGGCAAAUUUUGGUGUUUUGAACAUCAUCUCUUCCUUUAAAGGUUAAGAUAUCCAUAUUGAUCCUCAGCAUCAUUUGAGAAAACAUAUAUUUUCAACCCAUUCCACAUUAUCAGCACCUGUAGUUCAAUCCUACGGCACACCACCAUUUAGUUAUCUUCUGCCAGUGUGUUUAUCAUAGCAUUACAGUGGCGCUGAUCUUGGACAGUUGCUUGAAAAAGUGUUAAUUAAACGAGGUGAAGUUUAGAUAUAUCAUUGUAUGUGAUGGAUAUGCUCCGCAGCGACUCUGAUUGGGAAAGUUGCAGUGAUAAUGGUAGUAGCAGUGAGGACAUAGAGGAACUUGACUUUCUGUAUGGCGGGAGGGCUAGCAGCAUUUUCUCUAGUCUGGAGGAAAGCAUAGGGAAAAUUGAUGAUUUCCUCUCAUUUGAGAGGGGCUUUGUACAUGGGGACAUUGUUUCUUCUGUGACUGAUCCAUCUGGACAGAUGGGCAGAGUUGUAAAUGUUAAUAUGCUUGUCAACUUGGAAAAUAGGCAUGGAAAAAUCAUAAAGGAUGUUGAUUCAAAGAAACUUUUGAAGAUUCGAUCCAUUUCAGUGGGGGAUUAUGUGGUUCAUGGGCCAUGGAUAGGAAGGGUUGAUAAAGUUGUUGACAAUGUCACUGUUGUAUUUGAUGAUGGGACAUCUUGUGAGGUUACUGCAGUGGAUCAAGAAAAGCUCUUGCCUAUUUCUUCUAACAUACUUGAAGAUCCGACAUAUCCAUAUUAUCCAGGACAGAGAGUACGGAUUAGGCUCUCAGCAGUGUCUAAAUCAGCUAGAUGGUUAUGUGGAGUUUGGAAGGAAAAUCAGGAUGUAGGGACUGUUUCUGCUGUAAAAGCAGGUUUAGUGUAUGUUGAUUGGCUUGCCUGUGCUCUUGUUGAUUUGAGUUUGCCUGCUCCUCAGCGUUUGCAGGAUGCGAGAAACUUGACUUUGUUGUCAUGCUUCUUGCAUGAAAAUUGGCAGCUUGGUGAUUGGUGCAUGCUUCCCCUGGCUGAUUGUAAGGGUAUGAAUGGGCAGAUAUUUUUUGAUGCAUCUAUCAUUAAGAUCAUUAAAGAGGACAGGAGGAUAGGCCAUGGGUUUAAGGGACAGAACCCUUACUUGAAUUUUCAGGAUAUAUUUGUUAUUGUGAAGACAAAAACCAUUGUUGAUGUUGUGUGGCAGGAUGGUGGGUGCUCGCAGGGAUUGGAUUCACAGUCUCUGCUUCCUGUAAAUAUUGUAAAUGCUCAUGAUUUCUGGCCAGGGCAGUUCGUAUUAGAGAAGGGUGCUUGUGAUGAUCCACAUGUUUCAGGUAACCAAAAAUGGGGUGUUGUGAAUUGUGUGGAUGCGAAGGAACGGACUGUUAUGGUGAAAUGGAAAUUCAUUGGAGUGAACCAGGUUAACAAUGUAGGAAGUGGUCAGAUUGAGGAAACUGUUAGUGCUUACGAGCUAGUUGAACACCCUGACUACUCCUACUCUUAUGGGGAUAUUGUAUUUAAAAACUUGGAUCAGGCUAAUAAAGACCAUGUGAACAGAGAGACUGGAAUGAAUGCAGAUGCUCCCCUCGAAGGAAGUGACCAUGGUAAAGAUCAGGUUGAUUACCUGUGCUGUAUCGGCUAUGUGACUGGCUUUGAAGAUGGUAGCGUUGAGGUGACUUGGGCUUCUAGUCUCAAAACCAAGGUUUCACCUAAUGACAUUUUUCGAAUUGAUAAAAAUGAAGUUUCAGCUGAAACAAUGGUGCAACAUGAACAACGUGAAGAGGAAGUGAAUCAAGAGACAGUUGAUCAUGACAAACAAUUUUCAGUCCUGAAAGGAAAGGACUUGCUAAAUUCCAUUAGCAUUGGUGAUGAGAGCACUAAGUGCCCAUGGGAAUCCAGUUCCUUUUCCCUUCUUCCUCAAUCUGCACUUGGAUUUUUCUCAAGGAUUACAGGAGGUAUAUUUGGACCCUUUGGUUCCACAUCAGUGUCUGGCCCAGUAGCAUCUGACCUUAUUUCUGAAGAUGGAAAUGAAUUCAAGACACCUGAAGAGAAAGAAAAUCCGGAAGCUUGUGAUCUGUGCAUGGAGAUGCAACCUUUAGUAGCUGGUGACAUGCUGAGAUUUGAAGGGACAAAUUUAAAGCUAGAAAUCAAUGAUGAUCAGGAGAGCAAAGAACAUCGAUCUUCAUCUGCCAGCAAGAGACCAGAACGGUUUGAUCAAUUUGAUAUGGUUGCUGAUUGUUCUGACCACCACUUUCUUGAUGGAGCAGGGAAUGUGCCAGCAUUGUCUCAGGUGAAAAGAGGUUGGUUGAGGAAGGUUCAACAGGAGUGGAGUAUUCUAGAAAAGAAUCUUCCUGAGUCAAUCUAUGUCCGCAUCUAUGAGGAUAGGAUGGAUCUUCUUCGAGCAGCCAUUGUUGGUUCAAAUGGAACUCCAUAUCAUGAUGGACUGUUCUUUUUUGAUAUAUUUCUUCCUCCAGGGUAUCCACAUGAACCACCUCUGGUGCAUUAUCAUUCUGGUGGACUUCGGGUCAAUCCAAAUUUGUAUGAGUCUGGAAAAAUCUGUCUGAGUCUCCUCAACACAUGGACAGGCACAGGCUCUGAAGUAUGGAAUCCAGAAAGCUCCAGUAUUCUUCAAGUUCUUCUCUCCCUCCAGGCCCUUGUGCUUAAUGAAAAACCCUACUUUAACGAGGCUGGGUAUGAUAAGCAGAUAGGAAGAGCUGAGGGAGAGAAAAACUCUAUAAGCUAUAACGAAAACGCAUUCCUUAUGACCUGGAAAUCCAUGCUUUACCUGCUCCGCCAACCACCAAAGCAUUUUGAGCCACUCAUAGAGGAGCACUUAAAGCUACGUUCUCAGAAUAUUCUAUUGGCUUGUAAAUCAUAUCUGGAAGGAGCUCCGGUGGCGUAUGCACUUGACUCUGGAAGCACCGAGCAUGAAAAUCAAAAGGGUGGUUCGACAGGGUUCAAAAUCAUGCUUGGAAAGCUCUUCCCAAAGCUCGUAGAGACAUUUUCUGGUAAAGGAAUCGAUUGCAGCCGAUUCACUGAGGAAGAGAAAUGAAUGUUCAUAGCAAGGCAUUCCUCCCAUAUCUAUAAUUCUAUAUGAUAUCAUCGUGUUCUUGGUGGUUUUAAGUCUUCGUGUGAUCUCAUUGUGUGCGCAUGCUGUGUGAGAACCAAAAAAAAAGGAAAAAAAAUAUAGUAAAUAUUUUUAGAGUCUUGGUGUUGUAAAUGUAUUUAUGCUAUGGGUUGCAACAAAAAUUGAUCAUGAGAAAGAUGUAUUAUCUAAAAAAAAAAAAAUGUAUUGUGGGCUGCAGAAAACCUUGAAUAAUGUAAUAAAAUUUGGAUUGGUGUGUAAA